Messenger RNA from Drosophila erecta, 943 nucleotides. RefSeq lists its product as uncharacterized. The record is from RefSeq and is a predicted model, not a curated record. Lineage: Eukaryota; Metazoa; Arthropoda; Insecta; Diptera; Drosophilidae. Bases 527 to 874 code for a protein of 115 amino acids. The transcript has 2 exons.
GUCAUUUGCGGAGCAGCACUUGGCGAGGAAGGACCAUUCGGGGAGCUCCCAGUUCCGGCACCAUCUCGAAUCCAAUGCAGUGGUCCGGCUGACCAACUGCUGCUGUCUGGAUGCAAUGAAGCCGAGGAAAUCGGCCUUUGCCAAUUCUUCCACGGGAUACGGCAGGAACAAGCACGGUAAAGGACACUCCGGCAAGGAUAAAGCCGAGGGUGGUGGUAGGGGCAAGAGCCGGGAGGAGAAGGAUAAGGAUAACAAGCAUGAGCAGAAGCAGAAGGUGGACGACAAGGACGACAAGGAUCUAAAUUCCGGCUUCGGCGACUAUCUUCGCACUCCGGAGGCAUUUGAAAUGAUGAAGCUAUUUGUCUUCGCCAAUACCGUAAUGCUAAUUGUCACCAUGGCCUGGCCGCACAUCAAGGAACAAUUCUACAUGGUUAAUCAAUGGCUCGAAAGCUUCCGCGAGGAGCAUCAGCAGUGAAAUCCGAAGGCUCUAUCGAAAGAAUAAGCAAAUCAGGUCGAGGGCUGCAAAAUGGUCGGUCCCUUCAUGCAGGGCCUCUUCCUGAUUGGCAUCAUCUACUGGUAUUCCAAGGGGAUGAUGUCCAUGAUCAACGACUACUAUAGAAGUGAGUUCCAGCGGAAGUUGCAAACGGAACCAGCGAAGGCGAAGGCAGAGGCGCCCAUCAAUGUGGACAACUUUAUGGAUUACGUUAGGGACUUGGACACUCCGGACGAGGUGGCUAGAAGACCGGCGGAUGAAACUGAAACUGGAACUGUGCAUAUAGGAAGGACCUAUUGCCACAUCCUUCUACGAUUUCUGGAGAUUACCGGUGCUCUACCACCUUUAGAUGUUUGCCUCACUACGAGCAACAUUAGAUAGCCCAUCAUAUAAUUAUAAAGUAUCCCUCAUAUUUAGUGUAUUUUAUAUGAACUUCGUAGAAUAAAGUAU